AUGCUUGAUGUACGCGGCUCUCUGCCCGGCCAAGUCAAUACCGGAACCAUUAGUCCGUACAGAAGAAUCGAUCGAAGCAAUGACACUAUCGGCACAAGCGAUCUGGCUGCGGACGAACAAGUCCUGCUAGGGCCGUUCAACCAUCUCGACGCCCGGCCCGGGAAGGAAAUCCGGUCCCAAUUGAUUGAUGCGUUCGACUCCUGGCUGCAAGUGCCCACCGCCUCACUGGCUGUCAUCAAGAACGUGGUCCGCAUGCUGCAUAACGCUUCCCUCUUGAUCGACGACAUCCAAGACAAUAGCGAGCUGCGACGAGGAGCGCCGGCAGCACACCAUGCCUUUGGGACAGCCCAGACAAUCAACUCCGCCAACUAUGUCUACUUUCGCGCUCUACGUGAGCUUUCUACACUCCACAACCCAGUGAUGGUACAGAUUUACACGGCAGAACUACUCAACCUCCAUCACGGACAAGGAAUGGACCUCUUCUGGCGCGAGACAGGUACAUGUCCAACAGAAAGCCGAUACCUUGAAAUGGUUGGGAAUAAGACCGGAGGCCUCUUCCGACUGGCCAUCAGAUGCAUGUGUGUCGAAGGAUCACCCAAGCAGAGCAGCGCUGACUACAUACGGCUCGCGACCAUGAUCGGUAUUCUCUUCCAGAUCCUCGACGACUUUCGCAACCUCACAGACGGAUCAUAUACAUCCAGCAAAGGAUUUUGCGAAGAUUUGACUGAAGGCAAAUUCAGUUUUCCAAUCGUCCAUGCUAUUCGAUCGAAUCCCGGCGAUUCGUUCCUCCACGAUAUCUUACGACAACACACGGACGAUCCGGCAGUCAAAAAGGAGGCUGUGUCGUACUUGGAGCGGUGUGGCAGCUUGAUUUACACGCAGGGCGUGAUCCACCAACUUGCUGGGGACGUGCUUACUCUGGCUGAUGAGGUAGAUGCAGGACAGGGACGAGCACAGGCUCUGAAGGACAUCGUUCAAAGACUGAUGGUAAAACUGUAG
Zymoseptoria tritici IPO323 is the source of this 999-nucleotide messenger RNA. It is a transcript of the gene GGS2, whose product is annotated as geranylgeranyl diphosphate synthase 2. Gene Ontology annotation, molecular function: prenyltransferase activity. Gene Ontology annotation, biological process: isoprenoid biosynthetic process. Lineage: Eukaryota; Fungi; Ascomycota; Dothideomycetes; Mycosphaerellales; Mycosphaerellaceae. The record is from RefSeq and is a predicted model, not a curated record. The transcript has a single exon. Bases 1 to 999 code for a protein of 332 amino acids.